GUACAAGUCAAUAAGAUCUUGCUUCUGUUCCUUUCCCUUCAGUUCACACAACAAUCGCUUUCACUCAACGCCAUUUCCUAUAACAUCAACCGACCAUUACUUCUCUUCUCCAUUCUCUACCAUCUGCUUCUUCAACACUUCGUGGAUCACAUACUAGAGUCUAUAAUGGAAAACGGGGAUCACUUCCAGGAAAUUUCAAACCCCAAAUAUGAUUGUCUUCUAUUUGAUCUUGAUGAUACCCUUUAUCCAUUUAGUUCUGGUUUAUCAGCACAUGUGACAAAAAACAUUCGAGAUUACAUGAUUCAAAAGCUUGGGAUAGAGGAUGGUAUAGUUCCUGAAUUGUGUGUUUCGUUGUAUAAAACUUAUGGGACGACAAUGGCUGGUCUCAAGGCAAUUGGCUAUGACUUUGACUAUGAUGACUUUCAUGGCUUUGUCCAUGGGAGAUUGCCAUAUAGUAUACUGAAACCUGACCCUGUUCUGAGGGGAAUUUUGCUGAGCUUGCCUAUUCGAAGAAUUGUUUUCACUAACUCUGAUGAUGCCCAUGCUAGCAGAGCGCUUCACAGGCUUGGACUGGAGGGUUGCUUUGAAAGAAUCAUAAGCUUUGAAACUCUGAAUCCCUCCAAGAACUUAGAUAUUCCUGACAAUAAAGAUGGUAGUGAUCAACCAAGUUCCAAAGGAAUUUUUAAUUUCCAUGAGUACAUUUGCAAGCCUGAUCCUGAUAUCGUGCUUCCAAAGACCCCGGUUGUCUGCAAACCCUCCCAAGAUUCAUUUGAAAAGGUUUUCAAGAUGGCAAAUAUUGACCCUAAAAAAACAUUGUUCUUUGAUGACAGUAUCCGCAAUAUAAAGACGGGCAAAUCCUUGGGCCUCCACACAGUCUUGGUCGGUACCUCCGUUCGAACUGCAGGAGUGGAUCAUGCCUUGGAAAGUAUCCAUAAUAUGAAGGAGGCAUUUCCAGAACUGUGGGACGCCAAUGGGAAGCCUGAAAGUGUCAAGUAUACUAGAAAGGUUUCUGUUGAAACGGCAGUAAAAGCUUAACUAGCUGAUUUCUGAACUUUUGGUGUCUAGCACUGUCUUGUUAUCUGACUUUGAUCAUUGUACUUGUUAUUAGAAUCCGAACUACUUAUUAUAUAAAUGCAUUUUUAUUCGCCA
Messenger RNA from Lotus japonicus, 1149 nucleotides. RefSeq lists its product as uncharacterized. Lineage: Eukaryota; Viridiplantae; Streptophyta; Magnoliopsida; Fabales; Fabaceae. The coding region runs from base 166 to 1035 and encodes 289 amino acids. The transcript has 9 exons. The record is from RefSeq and is a predicted model, not a curated record.